AUGAUGAUGGAGAGGAAAGAAGGAGGGAACGAGAGCAGCAGCUCCUCCUCUGUGAGUCUGACUCAGCAGCUGAAGCCUCUGAGUCCACAUCGAGGAUCCUGAUAAACACUGAGCAGCUCAUCCUCUCAGAGCGAAGCAGCAGAAUGGAUCUGAGAAUGUCUAGAGAGAUGAAGAAGAAGAAUACAGAGGAGGCUCUGAGAAAAAUGAUGAAGACGUGCGUGAAACGUCCAGAUUUGAUGGUGAAUGAAGCCAUAGUGAAGUUCUGCAGCACGUCUUCAUCAGAUGCCCUCGAGCAGCACCUCAGCAAGACCAAAGAGCAGAGCCAUCCCGUUGAUGAUUGGCUCAAGGAUCUCGCUGAGAAGCUGGCUGAUCUGUCAGGUAGUGUCAAGCUGGCGGGGCUCGGAGCGCUGGCCUUCGCCAUCUUCAUCGACAUCAUUUCAAGCUCAGAGAGCACAAAGGAGGCUCUGCGGUGCGUCUUUGCAGAGGAGAAGGCCUCUGAGGUGUGGGAUCAGAUUGACGAGUGUCUGAAGAGAUGCAUGAUGCACACGAAUGAUGACGCAGAGCUCAUAAACAACAUCAGACGGAUCCAGCACCAGCUGAGCGCCGCGCUCACCAAGCUGAAGAACUCCAUGAUGAGGGACGGACAGAUGUCGUCACGAGCUCUGAGGGCCUGGGUGAACGGAGCCGCCUUCCACAUCCAGGUGCGGAUCCACCUGGUGCGACUGGGAGGGCUACAGACCUGCGGACCUGUGGAGACUCUCAUCUCUGUGUAUGAAUGCGAUCUUGAGCUGCUGUUCGAAAAGCACAAGAUGGAGAAUAAAUACGACCUGGACAUGGAACGUUUUAAAAAAUUUAUUUCAGAAGAGGGUUCAAGUACAGCGAUUGCUGUUGCCCUUUUCCCACUUUCUGAAAGGUUAAAGAUUUAUUAUGAGGAAAAUUACGACAGCCAGAAGAAGCAGAUUAAGCAGCACUUCAGCAAAGUCAGAGAGGAUCUGCCACAGCUGGUCAGUCAGAGGGCUCACCUGAGUGUGUAGGAGUUCACCUGAUUCGUGAUUUCACUCGUUUUGUGUUAAAAAAAUAUAUAUGUGGUUAAUUAUGAUUAUAAGACUGAAGUUAACCCGCUCGCAUUUAAAGCCAGUUAUCCACGAGUCUGUCAGUGUCUGUGUUUCUGUCUGUGGGCACUCCAGGUGACAAACACCAACACUGGGGUCACUGAAAGGCCAAUUAUUUUCUUAAUCGAGGAACAGAGUGUCAGGAAAUUCCUAAUUUUCAAAGUAAAGGUUCUGUUACAUAGGGGGAAAAGGUAAUUAAAGGAAAUGGUCAGGAUCCUUUAACGUUACACUUUUGCAAAACAAUAGCCUUUGAUAAUCUGUUGGAUGUUAUCAAUGAUCUAAAGCUGUGAAACU
Pelmatolapia mariae (spotted tilapia) is the source of this 1406-nucleotide messenger RNA. RefSeq lists its product as uncharacterized. Bases 144 to 1034 code for a protein of 296 amino acids. The transcript has 2 exons. The record is from RefSeq and is a predicted model, not a curated record. Lineage: Eukaryota; Metazoa; Chordata; Actinopteri; Cichliformes; Cichlidae.